AUGGAUUAUUAUGAAGAAAAUAGUAAAGAAGAGUGGUACCAGAACCUAAGUAGCUGGAAAAACAGAAGGAAAUCCAAUUCUAAAACCUCUCUAAGAACAUUCGAGAUGGAAAACGAGGCCAAUGAUGACGUCACAGCGAUAGGAAAUCCUGAUAAUGAUGAUGAAGUGGCCGUCCGUCGUGAUGAUGAUGAUGAGGAGGAGGUAGAGGAGAAGGCUGGUCACGCUAUUAAGAAGAGAAAGUUUCGCAAUUACAAAUGGAACAAAUAUCCAACGAACGACGACGAUGAUGACGUCAUAAAUGACGCCACCAACGAUGUUGAUGAUGAUGUCGUUACUGGGGGUGGUGGUGGUGAUAAUGAUCGUUAUGGUGAUGGGAGGAGAAGGAAUCCCGAUCGAGAUGGAAAAAUACUACAUCAACAUCAGCCGAAACAUCAACAACAACAUCAACAACAACAACAACAUCAUCAACAACAACAACAUCAACAACAACUACAUCAGCAGCAGCAGCUGCUGCUGCAGCAACAACGGCAGCAACAGCCGAUUUUGAAAACGAUAAAAAUCAGCCAAAGGGCAUCGAACUCCAGAGGAUUCGGUUUCGAAAUUUCACGAAACGAAAAGACGGAAAAAAUUUUCGUCUCAAAAGUCUCGAGAGGUAGUAGCGCUGACAUUUGCGACGUCCGUCGCGGUGACGUCAUAACGUCCGUCAAUGGCGUAGAUAUUGGCGGCCAUUUUGUUGAGUCCGUUCGUCACGUGAUAACCACUUCCGUCGAGAAAGGGACCAUAGAAAUGAAAUUGUUUCAUGUGUUCAUGGGGUUAUAG
This is a messenger RNA of Helobdella robusta, 819 nucleotides long. RefSeq lists its product as hypothetical. The coding region runs from base 1 to 819 and encodes 272 amino acids. Gene Ontology annotation, molecular function: protein-membrane adaptor activity; protein binding. Lineage: Eukaryota; Metazoa; Annelida; Clitellata; Rhynchobdellida; Glossiphoniidae. The record is from RefSeq and is a predicted model, not a curated record. The transcript has 5 exons. Gene Ontology annotation, biological process: protein localization to plasma membrane. Gene Ontology annotation, cellular component: apical plasma membrane.